AUGUUCCCAACGCCUGCCCUCUUCAUCGUUGCUGGACUGACGGUAUUACAAGGCGUUCACGCCCAGCUGACCACCGCGACUUUGUUGCCUGGUCUUCCUGACGUCGGCCAGCCCUUUCAAGGAGAGAUCCUAGGUACCGGUGCUGGCGAGACGACUUAUGCUAUUUCAGAAGUUAUCUCUGGAACUCCCUUGACUGCUACUCUGGUGGAGGAUGCCACACAUCUAUCAGAAAAUGUUGCCGUCAGCACGGCAGGCGCAUUAGUAGAUACCAAUUCGGAUUGUAGUUUGAACGAGAACCACGAAGGCGCAUGUAGUGUCAUUGUGAGCUUCAGUUCUGGUAGUGUCCAAGCUGUAACAUCCGCAGUUUUAUCUGCAUCGUUCUCAGAGCACACAGUCGAGUUAAAGACUAGUAGUUCCAGUUCCGACGUUGCAUUGUCCCGUGCGGCUUCAUUCUUUGCCUUUAUACCACUCAUUUCCCUCGGUUUGGUAUUCUGGUGAGGAUCAGAAUUGCAUCAUAUGUUGAAAGGGUUGUUCUCCAGAUAUAGUAGUGUUGUAGGU
Fomitiporia mediterranea MF3/22 is the source of this 558-nucleotide messenger RNA. RefSeq lists its product as uncharacterized. The transcript has 3 exons. Bases 1 to 498 code for a protein of 165 amino acids. The record is from RefSeq and is a predicted model, not a curated record. NCBI's taxonomy places the organism in Eukaryota, Fungi, Basidiomycota, Agaricomycetes, Hymenochaetales, Hymenochaetaceae.